Molecule: messenger RNA, 1774 nt
Organism: Limanda limanda (common dab)
Lineage: Eukaryota; Metazoa; Chordata; Actinopteri; Pleuronectiformes; Pleuronectidae
Exons: 6
Coding region: 1-900 (299 amino acids)
Biological process (GO): T cell activation; interleukin-15-mediated signaling pathway; positive regulation of ERK1 and ERK2 cascade
Cellular component (GO): membrane raft; external side of plasma membrane
Molecular function (GO): MHC class II protein binding; protein tyrosine kinase binding
Source: RefSeq, a predicted model, not a curated record
AUGGAUGAAAUCAAACGGAUUAAAAAGUCUUUACAUCUGCUACUGCUGCUGAUUCCGUUUACAGUGCUCGCUGCCCAAGAUUCUUACAUCAUCGUCAGAGCUGGAGCUGAAGUCACUUUGCCUUGUGACAGUGUGACAGAUGAUCAUGUGAACUGUGGAGCUACUGACUGGUCCUUCACUUAUUCAGUGUGGACUGGAGAAGUAAAUCUGUUUGUAAACAGGCAGCUCGACACAUCUGAGAUUUCCAAAUCUAAAGCAGACAGACUACGUCUUGCUGCAAACUGUUCUCUGGUCAUUAGGGAGGUCACAGCUGAAGAUGCUGGUAAAUACAAAUGCAGACAGUUUGACCUGACAACACAAACACAUGAAGAUCAUCUGUUUUUUAUCUCUGUUGUCAACGUAUCUCGAUCAUCACCAGUGACUGAGCACAACAGAACUGAUGAGGUGUUGUUGAGCUGCUUUUUGACACCAUCUAUAAUCUGCACUGGAGUGAAGUGGCUGUAUAUGAAUUUAGAUGUGACUAAAAACAACACAGACCUGAAGACAUCACAGUCUCACUGCUCGGCCAAUGUGAGCUUCUCAAAAGAUAAGAUAAAGAACUAUAGCUUAUUAACAUGUAAAGUGGGGGUUAUUUACAAUGAGGGAACGUUUUCCUUCAUCCCUCCGUCAUCAGCUGCAGGAAACAAUGAGAUGACAACAGAUUGGUGGUGGUACAUUCGUCUGGUUGUGGGUUUUGCCGCAAUCGUAAUAUUGGUUGUGAUUCUCAUCAGAUGGAGAAGAAACAAGAUCCAGGGUGGUGAUGCUGCAGUGGCCUUCAGCACUGUGGAUGCUCCCUCCUCUUCUACCGGACCCUCAGCGGAUCCCAGCAGCCUCUACGCCAACGUCACAUUCAUACAAUAGAAGAGUCUCAUGAAUCAUUUUCUACAACUUUCUGGUGUGAAAAUAAAGUCACUCGUAAUAGUGUGAUUCUCAUUAGAUAGAAUAUAAACAAAGGCAGGAACAUUCCCAGAGGAAACUUUGAUUUAGUUUAAGUUAAACCACUGCCAAGGCCCAACAGUCUGUAAAGUUUUAUAUAAAAAGUCACUUUUAUCGUGUGGACUGGAUUUAACCAGUUUUCUGCCAUUUUAUUGAUUCUUGAAGUUUGUCGUCCAAACCCUGGAAUAUUUUAUACUGUAUCUUCAUGUUCUUCUGAUCCAGCUGUUAUUCUUAUACAUUAGAAUGGUGACGUGUUAUUUGUAAGAAAAUUGUAGUUUCUUGUUUCUUCCUGUUCUGGGUUUGUACCGUCAUGGUUGAUGCACUUAUUGUAAGACACUUUGGAUAAAAGCGUCAGCUAACUGAAAUGUAAGGAAAUGUAAUGUAUGAUGAUAUGAUAUGAAUGAUGUUCUAUGCAAUGUUUAAGUAAUAAUAAUAAUCAUAAAAUGUUACAUCUUCAUAUAGAUACCGUACGUUUAGCUGAAUGAACCGGCUGUCAUAGACAUGUUAGUGUUUCAUGCUGAGAUGUAGAUACUGCAGGUUGAUACUUCCAGGUUUGAGUUGAGUGACUUUUUUUAAUGAUGUUGAUUGACAUGUAACAAUAUGAACCUUCCCCACCUCAGUCAAUAUCAGUAUUCAUAACAAUAUUUAGUUCUUUUAUUAAAAGGGAUGUCCUGCAGGUUCCACAUCUCUGAGCCUGUGUGUGUUUUAUUGUGACAGAUGUUUGCAGCGUUCGCCUCGGCCCCCCCACUAAUGCUCAGGACUCAGGCCUCUUGCUGCUCCGUGCAUCUCUCUGCUCUGC